Molecule: messenger RNA, 841 nt
Organism: Phragmites australis (common reed)
Lineage: Eukaryota; Viridiplantae; Streptophyta; Magnoliopsida; Poales; Poaceae
Exons: 5
Coding region: 196-594 (132 amino acids)
Biological process (GO): positive regulation of transcription by RNA polymerase II
Cellular component (GO): nucleus
Molecular function (GO): protein binding; transcription cis-regulatory region binding
Source: RefSeq, a predicted model, not a curated record
CUAAAGCUCAAAAAAGCAGAACUUCGGGUUCGACCGAAGCGUCCUGGAAGCGCUAGGAACAACGGAGUGCGGGACCGCCGCCGCCCGCAGCACAGCCGGCAAACCGCAGCAGCAUCAGGCGCAGGCGGCGGCAGUGCGGCACCGCAGCUUCGGCUCCUCCUCCUCCUCAGCUCCUCGUCCUCGCAUCAUUUGCCGAUGGGCGCGGAACCGGCGCAGCCAACCCCCUCCGCGGCUGCGGCGGUCACCGCCGAGCAGGCUCAGGAUCUCAUCGACGCUGUGCUAGGUACGAUGACCUGGAGGACGUCGUCGCCCUGUUCUCCACUGGUGUUUCACUGGACUCCACUGAUUCGCAAGGCCGCACAGAAUGUUAAUGCCACCAACUUGGAGAAAAACACACCCCUUCACUGGGCAUGCCUCAAUGGACAUAUAGAGGUAAUCAAGGCUUUGAUAUGUGCUGGGGCUAGUGUGAGUGCCCUUAACAGCCAUGAGAAAACCCCUAUGGAUGAAGCAGUGACCAAGGGCAAGAUGGAUGUGAUCGAUGCAAUCGGUGCAGCAGCAGCUCAAGCCGAGCUUGAUGGUGUUACUGUGUCCUAAAAGGACUUCAUGAAUUUGAGCUAUGAAUGACAUGCAGCCUUGUUCUUAACUCUAGGUGGUACUGUCUAUGUCACUUCUGAUUCUGAUGUGCUACUAUCUGGGACAAUAUGGUAACUUAGCAUUUGCCGUGAGUUCAUUAUCAUCUGUGUCGGCAGUCUCCUGUUAGUGUCAAUGACAUCAGACCAUGGACAGGCGAGUUUCCUGUUAUAAACAAGAUGUGCAUCUGUCAAAGAUAUGGCUUUCUCCU